ACGUCAAACAAAAAUAUUACUUGUGUUCCGUACAGGCGUGGAUUUUAUAAAAAUUGAUUUUUUAUUUUCAAUCUAGUACUGUGUUAACCUCCGAUGGCUGGGAAGCUGAAUAAGUUCGAAACCCCCAGUUCUGCUAGCUCGGAUAGUGACUCGGAAUUGGCGCUAGAACUUGGUGAACAAGUGUUCUUGGAUGAUGAAGACUAUUCUACCAGAGCCCCGGCCUCGCCGACCACGGUGCCGAAUGUGCGCCCGUACCGACCUCCAUCCACAGGAUCAAACAUCCUCAAGUCGCCGCGGGCGCGGCGCGUACGCACCACAUCAAUGUCGCAGUCAAACAAGCGUACGGCCGCUGAAAGCAUAUUACACGCCGAUAGGCGUACCAUAUAUACGGCCGGGCGCCCGCCUUGGUACAACUGUACGGGAGGACAGGAGGUUGAACCGUUUCUCAUUGGUAUAUGCGGCGCAAGCGCUUCGGGAAAGACGACAGUCGCCGCGAAAAUAAUAGAAUCUCUUAACAUGCCGUGGGUCACUAUUGUCAGCAUGGAUUCCUUCUACAAGGUAUUAAAUGAGAAGCAACACCAAGCCGCGACCCGGAACGAGUACAAUUUCGACCACCCGGACGCUUUCGACAUGGAACUACUGAGUGGAGUGCUACAGAGACUCAAAGAGGGGAAGAAAGUUGAAGUGCCGAUAUACAACUACGUCACGCAUUCUAGGGAGAAUCGCACUAAAACGAUGUACGGAGCGAACGUGAUCAUCUUCGAAGGCAUAUUAGCGUUCUAUAACAGUGACGUACUAAACAUGUUGGACAUGAAAGUGUUUGUAGACACUGAUGCUGACAUAAGACUCGCUAGGCGACUUAGAAGGGAUAUAGUCCAACGCGGCCGCGACCUAGAAGGUGUCCUCAAGCAAUACAUGACCCACGUGAAGCCAGCUUACCAGAGCUACAUCGCGCCCUGUAUGGCCCACGCGGACAUCAUAGUACCGAGAGGCGGGGAGAACAAAGUUGCCAUACAUUUGAUAGUUCAACAUGUCCACAAACAACUGCAGCUGAGAGGCUUCAAGGUCCGUGAAAAGCUCGCAGUAGCACACGUCGGUCAGCCCGUACCAGACUCCCUAUAUCUUCUCAAAGAUACACCACAAGUACAAGGUCUCCACACGUUCAUCCGCAACAAGGACACGCCCCGCGACGAGUUCAUAUUCUACUCCAAGCGCCUGAUGAGACUCGUCAUAGAAUUCGCACUAUCAUUGUUACCUUACUCGGAGAGGACCGUUGAAACGCCCCAGGGAUUCUCUUACAAAGGUCGUAAAUGCGACGUGGAGAAAAUCUGCGGUGUAUCCAUCCUCCGAGCCGGCGAGACCAUGGAACAAGCCGUAUGCGAUGUCUGCAAAGACAUCCGUAUAGGCAAGAUACUCAUACAGACCAACCAGGAGACUGAUGAGCCUGAGCUAUACUACCUCCGCCUACCAAAGGACAUAAAAGACUACCGCGUGAUCCUAAUGGACGCUACAGUCGCGACGGGCGCCGCAGCCAUCAUGGCCAUCCGAGUGCUGCUCGACCAUGAUGUGCCCGAAGAACAUAUUAGUUUGGUUUCGUUGCUGAUGGCUGAGAUUGGGGUGCAUUCGAUAGCCUACGCUUUUCCACAGGUAAAAAUCGUGACGUCAGCCUUAGACCCAGAGAUCAACGAGAAAUUCUACGUCCUCCCCGGCAUCGGGAACUUCGGCGACCGCUACUUCGGCACCGAGCCCGCCGACGACGAGUGAGACUGAACCCAUUGCCCACAGCGUAAGGCUGAUUAUUGACUGUACUUGUAU
Molecule: messenger RNA, 1815 nt
Organism: Cydia amplana
Lineage: Eukaryota; Metazoa; Arthropoda; Insecta; Lepidoptera; Tortricidae
Product: uridine-cytidine kinase-like 1
Exons: 12
Coding region: 94-1764 (556 amino acids)
Cellular component (GO): cytoplasm
Molecular function (GO): kinase activity; ATP binding
Source: RefSeq, a predicted model, not a curated record